AUGCCUCGAUGUGUGGCAUGGAAAUGCUCUGUCAAAUCUGGAGAAGGUAUAGUGAUGCACAGGUUCCCUAAGGAUAAAAGGAGACACAGAGAAUGGGAACGAUCCGACUGGACUCCCCAUCCCAUGACAAAUUUUUUCUAUGCGAUACAUUGUGAAUGUUUAGCAAAAAUGCCUUUUCCACGUGUAAAAGUACCUAUGAGUCACCUUGUAGCAUCUAGUCCUAAUGAAAUAGUAGCUAUAUAUGGAUUAUACUUUGCUAGAGAAAUCCAGCUGUGGACAAACUUCUUAAGUAGAGAUCCGUUAACGAAUUUCGCCAAUGUGGCAGAAAGAAUUGAAAAAUACAAUGAGAAGGGCAUAUUUCCAUCGCCCUCGUUUAUUGGCGAAGAUAUUUAUUUCUACAAGGUAAUGCAAAGUAAUGCACUGACUCGAUCUACAGUCAGUGGUUAUAGUUCUGAUCUGUUGAAAAAAACACAUCAAUACAGGAUCAGCAGUAACACAGGCACGGAAGAUAUUCCUUAUAUUUCCCAAGUGCAUAAAGAAAUCCGUUUUCUGAUUGUCUCCACCAACAGUUCGACACUUCAACACAAUCUGUAUCAACAGAGACUAAAACUAUAUCAAACGUCGUCUUCAGAUGUAAGUGAUGCUUCGAGAUCUCCAGAUUCUGGUCUACACGCUGUUUCAGUUAAUGGAACAUCAAGCCAACAACAGUUUUCUGAACAUAAAAUAAUGGUAAACUUCCAAAAGUUUAAAGACACUUUUGAUAGUAUGCACGAAUCAUUGAAAACAUCUAUUGGACAACUAAAACAUGAUGUUGAUAGAUUUGCUAACUCUAGGUCAAUAGAAUAUAUUCGCACAUCAUCUGAUUUAUUUGAUCCAGUAAAUAUCAAAUACAGCACUCUUCGAGAUACAGAGGAUUGGUAUUCUGCCAAGGAUAAUUUUUAUAACACGUAA
Lottia gigantea (owl limpet) is the source of this 951-nucleotide messenger RNA. RefSeq lists its product as hypothetical. The record is from RefSeq and is a predicted model, not a curated record. NCBI's taxonomy places the organism in Eukaryota, Metazoa, Mollusca, Gastropoda, Lottiidae. The coding region runs from base 1 to 951 and encodes 316 amino acids. The transcript is spliced from 6 exons.